UCAGCCCUCAUGGACACCCGCCUGCUGCUGCUGCUACCCCUUACGCUCGUGUUCACUCAGGACAAUGUCGAAAUUCCAAAGUUCAGUGAAGGAAUAUCCAACGUGACUAUUCCAGUUGGUCGAGAGGCAGUUCUUACAUGCGUAGUCGAAGACCUCGCCAACUACAAGUGGCAGGUGGCAUGGCUGCGAGUGGACACUCAAACCAUCCUGACGAUCCAUGGUCACGUGAUCACCAAGAACCACAGGAUAGCGGUGACUCACAGUGACCACCGCACCUGGUACCUACACAUCAAAGAUGUUAGACAGACAGACAAGGGCUGGUACAUGUGCCAGAUCAACACAGACCCUAUGAAGAGUCAGGUCGGCUAUUUGGAAGUAGUAGUGCCCCCAGACAUCCUGGACUAUCCUACAAGCACGGAUAUGGUAAUAAGAGAGGGUCAGAACGUGACCUUGAGAUGCGCUGCGUCAGGUUCCCCCACUCCCAACGUGACGUGGAGGAGAGAAGGAGGCGAGGGCAUCCCCCUUGGCAAUGGACAAGAAGUAUCAACUAUUGAAGGCUCGACAUUCAACAUAUCCCGGGUUAACAGACUGCACAUGGGUGCCUACCUCUGCAUCGCCUCCAAUGGUGUACCUCCCUCUGUCAGCAAGAGGAUUAUGCUUAUUGUUCAUUUUCCGCCAAUGAUCACGAUCCAGAACCAGCUGGUGGGUGCCAUGUUGGGACAGUCUAUGACCUUGGAGUGUCAUUCAGAGGCGUACCCCAAAUCCAUCAACUACUGGACAAAAGAUAAGGGGGACAUCAUUGCACACGGGCCUAAGUACGAGCCAGUGCUGGUGGACAACGCGUAUAAAGUACAGAUGAAGCUGACAAUUCGAUCUGUGACUCAAGCAGACUAUGGCGCCUAUCGUUGUGUCUCCAAGAACUCACUGGGAGAGACUGACGGGAGCAUCAAACUAUACCAAAUUCCAACUCCAACUACAAUAGCUACUACGCCACCAACUACGCAAAUUAUAUUUACGAUGAUUCAAGAGAUCCCUACUCCGCCACGUCCGAAGGAACGAGAGAAGGAGCGUCCCAGCAUUAACCAAGAGAGCAACGACCUCAGAUUGAUGCUAGAAGGAGUCAAUUUCAACACAGGCAUCGAUAAGACCAGGAAAGGGAUGAGGGACAACAGGCUGGUAGCAGGAGAGGCAGACCGCUCCAGACUAUCCAGUGACGUCAGGGGUUAUCCAUCCCUCAGUGUCUUCAUGUUCCUGUUCCUUACCUCGUUAAUUUUAGUGUUUUAGACCAUCCGCUGCUAUAUCAUAUCGGGCUAUAUCUUUUAUAAACUAACUUUACACUUUAUUACAAAAACAUUAUCGGUUACAGUCUUUUCACACGUUUCAUAGUUGUUACAAAGUAUAUUAUGACAUUUUUAUAAUACAAAGACACGACUGAGAACUGCAAUUAAUAGUGGUAUAUUUAUUUUAUAAUAAAGAAUGGUAAAUUGUGAAAUUUUAUUUCUGGCACUUUACAUACAUGUAUCAUGAAGCUAUGUAAUAUUUAAUAUGUUAAAUAUAUGUUUAUUUAAAAUUUUGUAUUUACCAUAGUAUUUAAAAUUUUAUGAAUUAAAUAUACGAAUUUGUAUUUAAUUAUUGGCUUAAGACCAAAGAUCUUAAUGGUGUGAAUCAAUGUACAGAAAGAUUAAAAUUGUAUAGAAUGUAAAUAGAAAAAUGUAAAAAAAGAUUCAAAUAUUUGAACUGAAAUUCUUUGUAAAAUGCUCAAAAACGGUUGUGUAUAUUACUAAUAAUUUCAUCACAAGCAUAAUUUUCUUUAUUUUCAGUGUAAUUCAAAUAAAUAUUAAUAUAUGUAAAAAUAUAUGCGUGUUAAAUGAUAUUUUUGACGGAAAUAUCUGUCCCAAAAUAUGUAUAAAACAUAAACCCGCAAUAUGUUAGUAAUUUAUAGUUUAUGGAUCUCCUGACUGGUAUGAUUUUAGGAACACCAUGUUGUAAAUCAUUGUUGUAAAUAAACAGUUUAUAUUGCUAUUA
Molecule: messenger RNA, 2025 nt
Organism: Homalodisca vitripennis (glassy-winged sharpshooter)
Lineage: Eukaryota; Metazoa; Arthropoda; Insecta; Hemiptera; Cicadellidae
Product: lachesin-like
Exons: 10
Coding region: 10-1284 (424 amino acids)
Cellular component (GO): neuron projection
Source: RefSeq, a predicted model, not a curated record